GAUUGCCGCUUGCGAUCGAUUCACUCCACUUUCCCCACUAACCCCACUCUCGCCGUGUUAACAAAAAAAAAUUUGCCCAUCUUUUUCUCACAAACGGUGGAAUCGGAGGAAAAUUGGAGAGGGAUUGAGCGAUGCGUCGCCGAGAGCUUCUCCUCCUCUUUUCCGAACUAGGGUUUCUUCUCCUCGCCAUCGCCCCCUUCUAUGCGCUCGCUUCCAUCCACGAGUACUCCAACGAAACCUUCUUUCCCCGUUCCAAUUCCUUCUUCUUCCACGGCGGCAGCGAGGGCCUCUACGCCUCCGAGGUCGCUCUUAGUUCCCCCACUUCCGACGGCAAAUCCCUCAUCCGGUUUGAGUCUGUAACUUUCCGCCGGACAAAAGAGUCAGCAUCCCAGCAUCAUGAUAUGCAACGAAAUACUGGAUUGGUGGAAGCCAUAAUUCUUGAAGUUCAAGACAGGGAUAAAAUUGGUGGUACAUAUUUUAACUCUGAUGCUAUAUGCUGUACUCGUGAUCUAGAAAAAGAGAUAUCUUGUAAAGCAGGGGAAGUAAUUAUUCGUCCAAAUCCGGAUAACCCAAAUUGGCCAAAACGAAUUCAGACAUUUUUUGAUGGGACCAAUGAAGAGGCAAACAAGAUAACUCAAACUGUCUUCAUAAACAGAACUGGAAUGUACUACCUUUACUUUAUGUUUUGUGAUCCACAACUUAAGGGCACUGUAAUCAAAGGUAGAACUGUUUGGAGAAAUCCACAAGGAUAUCUUCCUGGAAAAAUGGCACCAUUAAUGACGUUCUAUGGUUUCAUGUCGUUGGCGUAUCUUUUGCUUGGACUUUUCUGGUUUCUCCAAUUUACACGGUUUUGGAAAGAUAUAUUGCAGCUUCACUACUAUAUCACAGCUGUAAUUGCUCUGGGCAUGUGUGAAAUGGCUUUCUGGUAUUUUGAGUAUGCAAACUUCAAUUCUAUUGGAACGAGGCCUAUGGGCAUAACCCUAUGGGCAGUCAGUUUUACUGCUGUCAAAAAGACUGUAUCUCGCCUGCUUCUUUUAGUAGUUUCCAUGGGUUAUGGUGUUGUACGACCAACACUGGGUGGGAUGACUUUCAAGGUUGUUUUUCUUGGAAUAAUAUAUUUCGUAGCUUCAGAGGCGCUUGAACUUGUUGAACAUUUGGGAAAUAUCAACGACUUCGCUGGAAAAGCAACAUUGUUUCUAGUGCUUCCUGUGGUUCUCUUGGAUGCGACUUUCAUUGUCUGGAUAUUUUCAUCUCUAUCAAAAACUCUGGAAAAGCUUCAGUUGCGGAGAAGCAUGGCCAAACUGGAGCUGUAUCGGAAGUUCACAAACUCCCUGGCAAUAUUUGUGCUUCUCUCUGUUGCCUGGAUUGGCUAUGAGUUGUAUUUCAAUGCAAUGGAUCCAUUGAGUGAACUUUGGCAAAGGGCUUGGAUCAUCCCAGCUUUUUGGAAUGUCCUCUCCUAUGCACUUCUUGCAAUUAUCUGCAUUCUCUGGGCCCCAUCACAAAACCCAACUAGAUAUGCAUAUUCAGAGGAUACAGGUGAUGACUUUGAUGAGGAGGGAGUUUCACUCACAGGCAGUGGUGCCAAGGGAAUUGGAGACAUGGUGAAUAGGAAAACCAUGGAUCAUGUACUUGGAAUGGGAGAUGACCUUGAGGAGGAUAAACGAGAAUGACAUAUCUUUUACUGCAUUGGGCUUCAGGUGCUGUGGAUUCUGGAAAUCAAUUGCUUGGUACUGGUAGUCUUUGAUCUGGCACACCCAAAACUCUCCAAUAAUGGAUCAAAAUGAGUUUGAGAUAAAACUAUAGUUGGGUGAGCAUAGGAAGUAGAACCUGUAGAACUGGUAGUGUGUUACGACUAUUGUUAAUUGUUGGUGAUCACAUGACCAAAACUGUAUGUCGAGCACCAAUGGCCUUGUAAAGUGGGAGAAGAAUGUUCUGUAAUUAUCCCUGCGGCCGGUUCAUUCCCUGUACAGAGUCCACCAUCCACUAGUCUUUUCAGUUUUAUUGGAGUGCUCUGACAGGUGAAUUUGAAGUGCCAAGCGUCCUGGGUCCAAAACUGGCCUCCGACAGGUGAGUUUGAGGUAUUUCUACAAACACUUGUAACAUGAACUUCCGUCUUGCUUCUCUUCUUUUUGAGAUGGGAGAAGCUACUCUCGACGCCCUAUCCUAUGCAAACUUCAACACAAGCAGGUCGGAGCCCGGGUCCCUGGGCUUACCGAACCAUUGCUCGCAGGAUCGGACUUGGUCCAAGCGAGAGAUGAUGUUCUGAAAUCGAACCCUAAGAUACAGUAUGUGGCAGCUCUAGCAUGACAUGCUUAUGCAUGAGGAAGUAUGGUGUCUUUCUCCAGAUUUAUAUUAUUAUAGAUCAUUUAGUAAUUUACGUAGGCCUAGGCCUCAGACCUAUGUUCGUGUGCAUACGGGGUGGACCUAUCCGCUAUAUGGGACGUCAAUGACUUAACCGUAUGUUCAUGUACGUACGGGGUAGGCCAUUUGGAAGCGAAUGAGGCACAAGAAUCGCAUGGUUGCAGCAGUGUCAUGUCACUUAUCCGUGCCUGCCGGCCGAUCUUAUCCAUGCCCACGGCACUCAAAGACAAUCCCUAAUUUUAGGGUUCGGGUGGACCGUGCAUUGCACAGAUCAUUGAGCACUCUAAUCAUUCUCUUACGUCUAUUUGUACAUAUCUCGGUGUUACUAUCAUGCAAUCUAAUGGUAGAUACUGUUAAAGGAGGUGAGUCAAUUUUUUUGUUGCACAAAAGAUGCUAUGGGAACCUCAAA
This is a messenger RNA of Elaeis guineensis (African oil palm), 2770 nucleotides long. RefSeq lists its product as uncharacterized. Lineage: Eukaryota; Viridiplantae; Streptophyta; Magnoliopsida; Arecales; Arecaceae. The record is from RefSeq and is a predicted model, not a curated record. Gene Ontology annotation, biological process: transport. Gene Ontology annotation, cellular component: membrane; Golgi apparatus.